Messenger RNA from Sclerotinia borealis F-4128, 639 nucleotides. The record is from the annotation of a GenBank genome assembly. Lineage: Eukaryota; Fungi; Ascomycota; Leotiomycetes; Helotiales; Sclerotiniaceae.
AUGAAGUUCACACUCACCGCCGCAACUGCAACAGCCAUUCUCUUCGCAUCUACCGUCAUUGCGGCUCCUCAAAAUGGUAUGACAUAUGCAUCUUACGGGAGUUAUGGGGCGCCUAGCUACAAUCCGAAACCUGCAGAUAAACCCGCGGCGGCACCAGUGGUGGCACCUGGCCAAAACACAGGAUCACCUUUCGUCUUCACCAGCACAUAUAAUGUAGUUGCUCUUGGAUCCGAAGUCAGAAAUGGCACCGUGUCAGUUCCUGGUCCUUCGAAUGCAAUUGGAUAUUUCAAUUAUGGUAUCAAUUCACGUGAAGACACCAUUUGCUAUAACAUCACUCUCAUAAAUGUUGCUGGAACUUAUCAAUCCCCGGCCAAGACGGCCACUCACAUUCACGAAGCCGCUCGCGGUACAUCCGGUCCUCCUCGUCUUGCGUUUCCAAACCCAGUUGGAGAUGAUUCUCGUCGCGUUAGCCUUGGAUGUAUUAUUGGUCCUUUCACCACUGGUCUCAAUGGCGCUAAUGGGCAGGAUACUGGCACGGGUUUCAAGGUUUCCCAGAUUGAGGCUAAUCCGGCGGGAUUCUUUACUGAUGUUCACUCUAAUUUGUUCCCUUUGGGUGUCGUUAGAGGUCAAUUGGCUUGA